AUGCUGGAUAAGUUAGAAGAUGAUCAAUAUGCAUAUCGACGGAAGAUAAAUCCUUACUACCCUUUCCCUGAUGAAGGCGAGUGGGAAUUAGGGAGGUUUUUGGUGGAAAACCUUACUCAAACCCAAAUAAUGAAGUUCUUGAAGUUAAGAUGGUUCGACACUAUGGAUCGCACAAAACCAUCUUUCACCACAAAAGAUAACCUCCUGGACUGGAUGGACUCACUGCCUUCUUUUACCCCGUGGAAAGUCUCCAAAUUAGAAUUUAAAGGCUAUAAGACUGUCUGUCCUGUGGAGCUCGUUUGGCGCGAUGCGCUGGAGGUUGUCAAGCAACUAUUUAGUGACCCAACUUUCGCGAACAACAUGACCUUUCACCCUCACGUCGCUAACGUCAACAAUCAGCGUGAAUACGGAGACUACAUGAGUGCCGAUAUGGCAUGGAAGAUUCAGGACCAUCUCCCAUUGGGUGCGACUCAAGUCCCGAUAAUCUUGGGAUCCGAUAAAACUCCCGUAACACAACUUGCCGGAGGAAUUGAGAUGCACCCGGUUUUUGUUACCAUUGGUAACAUUGAUUCUGAGGUUCGUUCCAAAGCAACUUUACAAGCUUGGCGCUGCAUAGCCUACAUUCCCGUCGUCAAGUUCCGCGUUCAUCCAGACUACCAGUCUAUUCUCCAAGCCAGACUAUGGCAUAAAUGUAUGGACCUUGUUUGUGCUAACCUCAAGGCCGCAGCGAAGGAUGGUUGCUUUAUGCCCGAUCCUUCCCGCAACAUUCGUCAUGUGUUUACACCGCUCGUCGGUCAUGUGUGUGACCUACCGGAGGCUACUAUGAUUGCAGCAGUCAGCAAAAACGCAUCCCCGCUAACUAUGGCAAUACAAGCGGAUUUUGGCGAUGGAAUUCUCCACCCCCCUCGUACCGGGAAGCACACAUUGCAACUUAUUGUGGAGAUAUCCCAAAAGGUCGAUCCCUGGGAUCUCGACAAGUUCCAGAAAGCAGCCAAAGCCGUUAAUCUGUCUGGUGUUCAUAUGCCAUACUGGUGCGAUUGGAUGUUUGCAUGUCCAUCCGUUUUUCUUGCCGGCGAAGUGCUGCACACCUGCCAUAAGUUUUUUGCCGAUCAUCCACUGAAAUGGAUCAAGGAAGCUAUGGGAGAUUACGAGCUCGACACUCGCUUCAUGGUCCAGCACAAGCGAGUCGGAACACGCCACUUUACAAAAGGUAUCACACACGUCAAUCAAAUGACAGGCCGCGAGCAUAGAGACAUCCAACACACUAUCGUUGUGUCGAUCGCAGGGGCUGUUCCACCCAGAUUCAUUCGUGCAAUCUGUGCCCUCGUGGACUUUUUUUACCUUGCACAGAAUCCAGUUCACUCGCCUCAAUCACUUGAGCUAAUGGUUCAGGCGCUUUCAGAUUUCCACUCUUUCAAGGACGCUAUCAUCCAGGCCGAGGCAAGGAGGGGGAAGAAUGGUAGCAAAGAAGAUUUUUUCAUCCCCAAACUCGAGCUUCUGCAGAGCUUCGAUGGUACGAUUAAGAAAUUGGGCACUUUGAUGCAGUUCUCCGCUGAUGUGACAGAGUGGUUGCUCAUCACACACUGUAAGGACAUUUUCCCGUGGACAUCCCGGCAAAUCAAAGAUUUUACGGAGCAGUGCGUGCGGAUUCUUAACCGCCAAGAGUCUAUGGAAAUGUUCGGCCUAUACACGCUGUUGACUUCUCACGGGGCGUCACUGGCUAAUGCAAUACACGAUGAAGAUGAGGAUGUUACAACUACCAAUCCUGCACUCUCCUGGUCAAUCCAUGGUCCCCGACCAGUCCGUAAUCACUUUCUCAAAGGUAUUCUCUCUGGAGAUGCACUCACCGCUUUUCAACUCAAUGUCACGCCUGAUUACAAAUUGCUGUCACCAUCUGACAUACGCACAAAAUAUGCACUCUUCGACUUCAAUCUUGCGCUCACCGACUUUAUCUGUUGUUCCUCCCUUUCCGGCGGUGAACAUUCCCGUUGGGACCCCAGAUACGGGCGCUUCCAGGCAUGGCACAAGUUUCAAUUGCAGCUUCACUCAGCCUUCCAGCCCCGAGUGAUCAUGCCAAGUCGAGUGGUGCAAGCAUACCCACCAAGCGAUGAUUUUCCCUUGGGAAAUUGCGAUACUGUUCUCAUUGACGCCAUGGGCAUUGAUGGCAAAAUGACGAGUUACAUCGGACAGUUCGACGAGGUUCCAACUUGGAACUGCCAUCCUAUCUCUCCGACCCACUCCUCUACGUCCAAUUUUUUCCGCUUCACUUCCAGCCCUGAUGAUCAUCCUGAACUCGCUAUGUGGAGUGUGGAGCGCAUGUACACACAGGAUGAAAAUGUUGAAUUGAUCCCAGUUUAUGGCGAGGCAGUGGCCAAAGGCGUGUCCUCUGCGACUUGCUUGGAAAGCUAUGAGCGUUUCUUUCUGAAUAACUUCGCAGACAAGGAGAGUUACCAUACAUUCAGUACUGAGUUUGUAUAG
This is a messenger RNA of Suillus subalutaceus, 2478 nucleotides long. RefSeq lists its product as uncharacterized. The record is from RefSeq and is a predicted model, not a curated record. NCBI's taxonomy places the organism in Eukaryota, Fungi, Basidiomycota, Agaricomycetes, Boletales, Suillaceae. The transcript is spliced from 7 exons. The coding region runs from base 1 to 2478 and encodes 825 amino acids.